CUACAUACUGAAGAGUAAAAUAAAUAAACAAGUCUCGUGGGUCUCGAGCAUACACACAUUAUAUAUUUUAUUUUAAAUUUAUAUAUGAAUAAUAAUUGAUAACUAUGCCAACUCCAUCCAAUUUAAUAAUAUUUAUCAUUCAACAAACUUCCAAAAUCAACCAACCAUCAUCACAGUUUUGUUGUUAUCAGAAACCGAAUUACAAAACAUAAACCUUAAAAAACUGUCUUCAAGAUUCAACAACACCAUAUCAUAGGUUUCAUGUUGAUGUUUUCAUGAUCAUUAAUUCAUAAACAUGUCACAUAAAUAUUUUUUCAUUCUUUUGUCUCUCUUAUUAAUCUCAAGAUUCUCAACCAGUGUUUUUGUCGAAGAUAGUUUCAUCUCUGUGAUUAUAUCUGAUAAGGGUCUUGACUUUGUCAAAGAUAUUCUAAUAAACCAAACUAUUGAAUCUAUAGUUCUUUCUCAGCUACCACAAAUUGAGAAAUCUGUUCAAGUCCCUCUUGUUGGAAAAGCUAAUGUGAUUCUUUCUGAGAUAACAAUCAAAGAUAUUCAAGUGAGUUCUUCAUAUAUUGAAAUUGGUGAUACUGGUAUUGCUGUUGUUGUUUCUGGUGCUACUGCUGAUUUGAGCUUGAAUUGGAGAUAUACAGUUAGUAGUUGGUUAGUUCCAAUUGGAAUUUCAGAUAGUGGAACUGCCACUGUUAAGGUCGAAGAUCUGCAAGUCGGACUUACUGUAAAUUUAACGAACCAAGAAGGAACUCUUAAGCUGAUUCUCUUAGAUUAUGGAUGUGAUGUUGGCGAAUUAUCUAUAAAAGUGAACGGUGGUGCAGCGUGGCUUUAUCAAGUGCUAGUUGAUGCUUUUAAAGGAAAUAUAGGAUCUGCAGUCGAAGAUACGGUUUCUAAGAAAAUAAGUGAAGGGAUACCAACACUUGACGAUUUACUGCAAACUCUUCCGAAGGCAAUUUUAUUAGAUGAAACUGCUGUUUUGAAUGUUUCUUUCGUAGGCAAUCCUGUGCUGAGUAAUUCUUCUAUUGAACUUGGAAUCAACGGUUUAUUCACCGAGAGAAAUGAUGAUUUAGUACCUCAAGUUUACCACAGAGGAUAUGAUAACAUUUCUGUUUCUAGUGGUGAUUUACCAAAGAUGAUAAAAAUUUCUUUACAUGAAAAUGUUUUCAAAUCGGCCUCCGAAGUUUACUUUGCAGCAGAUGCGUUGCAAUGGAUACUUGAUGAACUACCUAAUCAGGCUUUUUUAAACACAGCUGACUGGAAAAUCAUCAUUCCUCAAUUAUACAAGCAAUAUCCAAAUGAUGAGAUGAAUCUUAAUAUCUCUAUAUCUUCUCCACCGGUUAUAGAAGUCUCAGAUCAAGAUAUCUAUGCUACCAUUUCUGUAGAUUUAAUCAUCGAUGUUCUGGAAGCCGAUGAAGUCAUACCUGUUGCAUGCAUCUCUGUUGACAUUAGUGCUUCGUGUGACGCAGAAAUUGUACGAAACAGUCUUACAGGUCGGCUUAAAUUGAAGAAGUUCUCGACACACUUGAAAUGGAGCAAAAUAGGGAAACUUCACAUGAAUGUAAUUCAGUCAACGUCAUCAACUGUCCUCAAAACCGUCAUCAUACCGUACCUAAACUCGCAGUUAAAGAGAGGAAUUCCAUUGCCAAUUCUCAAUGGUUUCGCCCUUAAGAAUGCGCGUAUCUUGUACACUCCUCCAUGGAUUGCAGUAUCUAGUGAUGUUACCUUCUUAGGAGACUACUAUCUUAAACAUCAUCUAGCUUAUGGUAAAAAAGGAGUGUACUAUACUUAUAAAGAUAGCUGGGAAGAGUGAAUGAGAUAUACAUUCAUGGAAGUACAUCAGUUACCUUCUUGUAUGUAUUCCAUCUUAUAGGACUUAAUUUUUUUUGUAAAUUAUUCUGUCAAACGGAUUACUUGUUGAAAAAUUUGCCAACAGUCAACCUCCUUAUUAUGAACUAGAUACAUCAACCUAAAAAUGACCGGAGGGAGUAUAUAACAUCACAUGCAGCCUCUUUAUUA
Trifolium pratense (red clover) is the source of this 2022-nucleotide messenger RNA. Its product is annotated as putative BPI/LBP family protein At1g04970. NCBI's taxonomy places the organism in Eukaryota, Viridiplantae, Streptophyta, Magnoliopsida, Fabales, Fabaceae. Gene Ontology annotation, molecular function: lipid binding. The record is from RefSeq and is a predicted model, not a curated record. The transcript has 6 exons. Bases 296 to 1816 code for a protein of 506 amino acids.